AUGGGCUUCGCAUUGAAGAAGCCCGACGAUGCCGUGGGCUCUGCCACCCCGGCCAUCAUCAUCGGUCUGUUCGUGGCCUUUGGUGGUGUUCUCUUUGGAUAUGACACUGGUACCAUCAGUGGUAUUCUGGCCAUGAAGAAGUGGCGUGAGAUGUUCUCCACGGGAUACAUCAACCCGAUUGAUCACAUGCCCGAUGUCACUUCCUCCCAAUCUUCCAUGAUCGUCUCGUUGCUCUCCGCCGGUACCUUCUUCGGUGCCCUCUUCGCGGCACCCAUUGCCGACUACUUCGGUCGUCGUCUGGCCAUGAUCAUGAACACCUUUGUCUUCUGCUUCGGUGUUAUCCUCCAGACCGCUUCCACAUCCAUCCCCCUCUUCGUGGCGGGUCGAUUCUUCGCCGGUCUCGGUGUCGGUCUUCUCUCUGCGACCAUCCCCCUGUACCAGUCGGAGACUGCCCCCAAGUGGAUUCGUGGUGUCAUUGUCGGUGCCUACCAGCUCGCCAUCACCUUUGGUCUGCUCCUCGCCGCCAUUGUCAACAAUGCCACCAAGGACCGCAUGGAUACCGGCUGCUACCGCAUCCCCGUGGCCGUGCAGUUCGCCUGGGCCAUCAUUCUGGUUGCUGGAAUGAUCAUCCUACCCGAGACCCCCCGUUUCCUGAUCAAGAAGGACCGUUACGAGGAUGCCACCAAGGCGCUUGCUCGUCUCCGUCGUCUCGACGUCAACGACCCUUCCAUCAUUGAGGAACUCGCCGAGGUUCAGGCCAACCACGAGUACGAGCUCAGCCUGGGCAAGGCUAGCUACCUGGAGAUCGUCCGCGGUUCUCUCGGUAAGCGCCUGGCCACGGGUUGCGGUAUUCAGGCUCUCCAGCAGCUGGCCGGUGUCAACUUCAUCUUCUACUACGGCACCACCUUCUUCCAGAAUUCGGGUAUCCAGAACUCCUUCAUCAUCACCCUCAUCACCAACAUCAUCAACGUCGUCUCCACCUUCCCCGGUCUGUACAUGGUCGAGAAGUGGGGUCGUCGUCCGCUGCUCCUGUUCGGUGCCGUCGGCAUGUGUGUCUGCCAGCUGAUCGUCGCCAUCGUCGGCACCGCCACCUCGUCCGACGUCUCCAACAAGGUCCUCAUCGCCUUUGUCUGCGUCUACAUCUUCUUCUUCGCGUCUUCCUGGGGUCCCGUCGCCUGGGUCGUUACCGGUGAGCUGUUCCCGCUCAAGGCCCGUGCCAAGUGUCUCUCCAUCACCACCGCCACCAACUGGCUGCUCAACUGGGCCAUUGCCUACGCCACCCCGUACAUGGUCAACAGCGGUCCCGGCAACGCCAACCUGCAGUCCAAGGUGUUCUUCAUCUGGGGUGGCUUCUGCUGCAUCUGUGCCGUCUUCGUCUACACCUGCAUCUACGAGACCAAGGGUCUCUCCCUCGAGCAGGUCGAUGAGCUCUACGCCAAGGUGCCCCAUGCCUGGCAGUCCGUUGGCUGGGUUCCCUCGGUCAACUUUUCCGAUGUCCGCGACGUCGCGGGUGACAAGAAGGGAGCCGGUAACCUGGCUGAGCUCGAGUCCGAGGCCAACGAGAAGCGGGAGGGUGAGCAGGCAACUCACUACGAGAGUGUUGCUGGAAAGACUGAGGUUUAA
Molecule: messenger RNA, 1623 nt
Organism: Penicillium oxalicum
Lineage: Eukaryota; Fungi; Ascomycota; Eurotiomycetes; Eurotiales; Aspergillaceae
Product: sugar porter family MFS transporter
Exons: 1
Coding region: 1-1623 (540 amino acids)
Biological process (GO): carbohydrate transport; transmembrane transport
Cellular component (GO): membrane
Molecular function (GO): carbohydrate:proton symporter activity
Source: RefSeq, a predicted model, not a curated record